AUGUGGAGCAAAAAGCAGAAGCAAACUAGUCUCAGAGCCGCGAAGGAUGAGGAACUCCAAGUCCUGGAUUUUGGCAGAGACGGUUACUGCUACGGCUUUGGAGCUCCCGUCAACGUAUUACCAAAAAUUGAAGACACAGGCUGUCAUGGGAAAACAUUGAAAUUUUAUUUAUCAAAAUUUGUGCUAACUCCCCCCCCCUCCGUGAGUGAACAAAAAAAUUUUGUUCACUCACGGAGGGGAUUUUUUUUUUUAAAAAAAUUUAUGUAUAAAAUUUUAUAAAAAAUAUUUUUUUUCGAAUUUAAAAAAAUCCUAAUUCGCAAAAAUUGGAAAGCAAAUAUUAAUUCAAUUUGCAAAAUUUAUGUUUUAAAAAGCAAUUCGUUUUAAAAUUAAACAGAAUUAGCUCAAUAUUUCAUUAUACUAAUUAUCAUUUAUAUAUCAAAUUUUUUUUUUCCAUAAAAAAUUUUUCUAUUAAAAAAAUUUUUGUUCACUCACGUGGGUUUUUAGGCAAAAAAUAGCGAUUUUUCUAAUGGUUUUGUUCACUCACGGAGGGGGGGGGGGGGAGUAAGAAGAGGAGAAGAAGCGAAGAGAAGUUUAUACAGCUCCUUUAUCAUUGCUUUAGAGGCAAACACGGGAGAUGGAGAGGUCUUGAGAAUCCUCAAAUUGCUGUCAGGAGAUGCAGUGGUCACCUUCGGGGAAGACAUGGCGUGAAAGGACCUGAAGGACAGAGGGAAAAUAGUAAUACAGCAUGAAGGCAGAAAGCAAACAAUUCCAGUAGGACCAGUCUUUGAAGGAGGAGAGAUCAACUAUGUGAGGUAUAAAAUGCAGGUAACUAUUCCUACGAGAAUUGAGCUAGGGUAA
This is a messenger RNA of Blepharisma stoltei, 858 nucleotides long. The record is from the annotation of a GenBank genome assembly. NCBI's taxonomy places the organism in Eukaryota, Ciliophora, Heterotrichea, Heterotrichida, Blepharismidae.